AUGGCCCAGAGCAAAAAUAACAAAAAAGCUGCUUUAUCAGGCAAUUCUAAUGCUAUUGAGCUUAAAAUGAUGCAUGUCGUUGAUGCUUUUAAAGAAGCCUCAAGCUAUAAAAAAAAAUUAACAAAAUCCUGGUUUGACCAUGAGCCAGAAGAUGAAGAGAAAAUCAAAAAAAGAUAUUUGCAUUUACAAUGGUCUGAGGUAGUUAUUACUUUAUGUGCAUUUUCAGGGUUUAUUGUCGGAGCAAUUAUAGCUGAUGUAGAUGCAGGAUUAAAUUAUAAUGUAGAUAAAGAGGUAGGGAUGCCGAUUUUAUAUACUUUGUCUACUCUUUCAGAAUAAUAAAUAUGGAGUCUCAGCGUUUCGCGGUCGGCUUCGCUGAAUACCUUUGAGCACAUAUUUAAUUAUGUCAGGCAAUGUUUUGCCAUUUUAGAGAUGGACAGCAAUGAUAGGUAAGCAAUUCUGGUUGUGUUCAGAGCCUAGCCCAAGUCUAAUUUUAGGAUGGUUUUCUCUCGAGGGAAGAAAGACACACAGAAAUUGGAAAGGGGAAGCCCAGCAGAGUCCUCUGAAACAUUCGGGCAACUCCUUAGCGUGACCCGCCCGUAAUAAGUAAGUAAGUCUACUCUUUCAGCAUUUUUAUUAGUUUUUGCUAUAAUUUAUAGGUCAUAUUCUGACCUUGAAUGGAGUUAGUUACUUAAGGCAGUGCAGGACCAAAGAUCUCCAGAGGUUCCUCUGUUUUGGGACUUGAUUUUCACAAACUCUGGAAGUAGGUACAGCAUAGCCUCUUCCUCGCCUUAAGUCUCAUCAUUGAGUUGAAAACUGUGCAUUUCUUCGACUAACAAUUAGCAACUUGAAGCCUGAUGGCUGAUAAGGUUUUUUCUUCAAUAGCUACAGGAAAUAGAUUAUUCCUGCGGCUCAGGCCGAAAACCUUAGCUUCUUGAUAGAGGAAUGCUCAGGAGGCCAAGUAGUACUGCUAGGCAUCUCUAUUUCCAGUAGCCAAAACCUACCCAGAUACAUAUCUGCAGCUUUUGAUUCUUCACCUGGAGCCUAUCAAGUUCGCAGUAAUCCUAAGUCUAGAAUGGAGAAAAGAAAGGUUUUUAUAUAGUCGCUACGACAACUUAUGAAGCGCUGGAUAUGUCCCUAUUCUUUUUAUAGAAUGCUUAUUCAAUUUUUUUCACCCUGUUUGAUUUUUAGACGAAUAUACCUAUGAAUACGACUGCAAAUUCACAGGCCAGACCAUAAAUUACUCCUGAAACGCUACAUUAUCGGUAAUCCAAGUCGGUCGGGUUUACCAUUUAUUCAGACUGUGGGUGACCUGAAGCCAUUACACAUCUCCCAGAGCUCAAAGGGUAUGCAAAAUGAACGGGACAUAUGGAAAUACAGAAUUCUUCAUCAAAGGAAUCAUGAAAAACUCGCCUUGGCAGUUUGUGAGCUCUAUUUUGCUUAUAGGAAUUAUGAUGUUUAGCUACUCUAUAAGGGUUUUUGAGCACCCUACUGAAGGUUUGAAUGAAAAUCAGAAUUUUGGGGAUUUUAACAAUGCAAUGUGGAAUGUGGUUAUUACGAUUUUGACGAUUGGGUAUGGAGACACGUUUCCUGUAACACUUCCUGGGAGGAUUUUGGAAUUUUUUAACGCAUUUUAUGGGAUUUUGUCAACAUCACUUAUGAUUGUGACGCUCACGAAUAUGCUGGAGCUAGAAACAGGGGAGUUUAAAGCGAAAAACUUGUUGGAGAGACUGGAGUUCCAAAAAGAGCUGAAAAAAGAAGCAGCUAAAGUAUUGCAGUCAGCUGUUGUUUAUAGGAAUUUACUAUAAUAAUUAGAAUUAAUAAUAGUAAAAAUUUAAAUAUAAAUACUAAUUUUAAUAUAAAAAAUAAGCUAACUCCCCGCCCCCUCCGUGGGUGAACAAAAAAAAAUUUUGUUCACUCACGGAGGGGGGUUAAUUUUUGUUUUUAAAAAAUUUAUAUAUAAAUUUUAUAGAAAAAAUGUGUUUUCGAAAUUUUAAAAAAAUCCUAAUUUGCAAAAAUUGGGAAGCAAUAUUAAUUUAAAUUUGUAAAAUUUAUGUUUUAAAACGCAAUUUGUUUAAAAUUAAACAGAAUUAACUUAAGAUUUCAUUAUACUAAUUAUCAUUUAUAUAUCACUUUUUUUUCGUAAAAAAUUUUUUCUAUUAAAAAAUUUUUGUUCACUCACGGUGGGUUUUUGGGCAAAAAAAGGGAUUUUUCUAAUGGUUUUGCUCACUCACGGAGGGGGGUAAGAAAGAUUCUUAUAAGCUCUUAGACCUCUCUAUAGGAAUAAAAAUCUAAAAACUCUUCAAGACUCGAAGUUAAGAUUCAGCAAGGGAAUAUUCGAAGAAAUAUCGCUGGCUUCCAAGCUACGAGAGCAAAACGAAAACGAAUUUACGGUAUAGACACUGCUGAGCAUUUAAUCGAAAAAAAAGUUAAUUAUAUGCAAGAACUUACUGAGGGUAAUAAAAAAGAAUGGGCGAAGUCAUUAGAAAGCCUUAAAGACAUAAAAAGCAGGGUUGCAGAAAUAUACGGAAAUAAACAAUUAUAA
Molecule: messenger RNA, 2542 nt
Organism: Blepharisma stoltei
Lineage: Eukaryota; Ciliophora; Heterotrichea; Heterotrichida; Blepharismidae
Source: the annotation of a GenBank genome assembly